UGUCCCAACCAAUUGAUCCUACAAAAAUUCAGAAAGCCAUCUGGGAUAAAUUGAAUCUCCCUAAAUCGGAAUGGGAUCGCACCAGUGAAUUCGAUAGAGCUCCCAAGAUAUUGAACAUCAUGAAGAGAAAGAGUUUUCUGCUCUUUUUGGAUGACGUAUGGGACGAAAUAAAUCUCUUGAAUAUUGGCAUCCCUUAUCGCGGUCAUCAACGGCAGUCAAAGAUCAUCUUCACAACCCGAUCAGGGGAAGUAUGUGGUCUAAUGCAAGCUGAGAGGACAAAGAAGAUUGGUUGUUUGCCACGAGAUAAAGCCCUCGAACUAUUCCGAGAGAAGGUGGGUGAAGAAACUUGGACCGCCCAUGUUGAAAUCCCAAGGCUUGCCGAAUCUCUAGUUAAAGAGUGCUCGUACUUGCCGCUUGCUCUUAUUACUGUAGGGGCAGCUAUGGCCGGUAAGAAGCAUCCCGAUGAGUGGGGACGAGCUAUUAAAUAUUUGGAGAAUCGCCCAUCAGACUUUACAAGAAUGACAGAAAGGGUGCUCUCCGUGCUAGAAUUUAGCUAUGAUGCUUUGCCAAAUGAAACGCAGAAGAAGUGCUUCUUGUAUUGUUCAAUAUUCCCAGAGGAUUAUGUAUUUGAUGUGGAUGAGUUGAUUGAUCUAUGGAUGGGGGAGGGCUUUCUCAGCGAAUGUGAAUGUUCACAUGAAGCACGUGAUUGGGGAAUCGAUAUAAUCAGAUACCUCAUACGUGUUUGUUUGUUGGAGGUAGUUGACGAGGGUAUUGGCGAAGAUUUUAAAAUGCAUGAUGUAGUUCGAGAUAUGGCUUUAUGGUUGGUAUCUGAGCAUGGGCAGAAGAAGAAUAAGAUAGUAUGUUUGGAAAAGCAGAGGUCCUUUGAGCCGAAGGAAUUUAUGAAGUGGACUAAUGCAGAAACAAUUUAUCUCCAGCUUGGGUAUCAAAAGAUGGAAAACUUCGCUGUAAACACUCCCGGCUUUUUCCAGUCUAUCUACUCUGAUAAUACGAGGAACCAGCAUGAAUACAUUUCCAAGGAUUUCUUUUCUUCCAUGCCAUUGUUGAGAGUGCUGGAUUUGUCAUCCAAUAGUGACUUGGAAGAUUUACCUAAUGAUAUUGGAGCACUAGUAAAUUUGACGUACCUUGAUUUGCGGUGGACAAGUAUAAUCAAGCUGCCUGUGGAGCUGAAGACACUGACAAAGUUGGGUGUUUCUGCUUUUAGAUGAUAAAUGUGAUGUUCCGAGGGGACUGAUCCCAAGUCUUCCAUCCUUAAGAGUGCUUUGGAUGUCUCGUCCACAAAUA
Molecule: messenger RNA, 1302 nt
Organism: Punica granatum (pomegranate)
Lineage: Eukaryota; Viridiplantae; Streptophyta; Magnoliopsida; Myrtales; Lythraceae
Source: RefSeq, a predicted model, not a curated record